CAUCGGCAGCGGCGGCGGCGUCAGCAGCCACCCAAUGUCUGCGGCGCCCGAGAAGCAGCAGCCCCCGCACAGCGCCGGCGUUGGCGGCGGGGGAGGCGGCGCGGCCAUGGACCCCGCGUCGUCGGGCCCCUCGAAGGCCAAGAAAGCCACUGCGGGCGUCCGGCGCCCCGAGAAGCCGCCCUACUCGUACAUCGCGCUGAUCGUAAUGGCCAUCCAGAGCUCGCCCACCAAGCGCCUGACACUCAGCGAGAUCUACCAGUUCCUGCAGAGCCGCUUCCCUUUCUUCCGCGGGUCCUACCAGGGCUGGAAGAACUCCGUGCGCCACAACCUCUCGCUCAACGAGUGCUUCAUCAAGCUGCCCAAGGGGCUCGGGCGGCCCGGCAAGGGCCACUACUGGACCAUCGACCCGGCCAGCGAGUUCAUGUUCGAGGAGGGCUCGUUCCGGCGGCGGCCGCGCGGCUUCAGGAGGAAAUGCCAGGCGCUCAAGCCGAUGUACAGCAUGAUGAACGGCCUGGGCUUCAACCCCCUGCCGGACACCUACGGCUUCCAGGGCUCGGCUGGCGGCCUCGCGUGCCCACCCAACAGCCUGGCCCUCGAGGGCGGCCUGGGCAUGAUGAACGGCCACUUGCCAAGCAACGUGGACGGCAUGGCCUUGCCCAGCCACUCGGUGCCCCACCUGCCCGCUAACGGCGCCCACUCGUACAUGGGCAGCUGCGGAGGCGCAGGGGGCGGCGAAUACCCACACCACGACAGCUCAGUGCCUGCCUCGCCCCUGCUGCCCGCCGCCAGCGGGGUCAUGGAGCCGCAUGCCGUCUACUCGGGUUCUGCCGCAGCCUGGCCGCCCUCGGCCUCUGCCGCGCUCAACAGCGGCGCCUCCUACAUCAAGCAACAGCCCCUGUCCCCCUGCAACCCCGCGGCCAACCCCCUGUCCGGCAGCCUCUCUACACACUCCCUGGACCAGCCAUACCUGCACCAGAACAGUCACAACCCGCCGGCCGACCUGCAAGGCAUCCCACGCUACCACUCGCAGUCGCCCAGCAUGUGUGACCGGAAGGAAUUUGUCUUCUCCUUCAACGCCAUGGCGUCCUCAUCCAUGCACUCGGCCAGCGGCGGGUCCUACUAUCACCAGCAAGUCACCUACCAAGACAUCAAGCCAUGUGUGAUGUGAGGCUGCAUGGAAGCCAGCCACUGGGCAGGCCUCCGAGCCCACGGCCCCGGCAAGAAACUGCUCUUACUCUCGAGGUAUAACCAAAGGCAGAAGAAAGGGUCCGACCCCCUCCAAACCGGAUUACGUGGAAAGGAAACCUCAAAGCAAAGACCCUCGCUGGGCCCCCACCUCCCACUUGCUGAAAAUGAAGA
Messenger RNA from Elephantulus edwardii (Cape elephant shrew), 1359 nucleotides. It is a transcript of the gene FOXF1, whose product is annotated as forkhead box F1. The coding region runs from base 35 to 1168 and encodes 377 amino acids. Gene Ontology annotation, molecular function: DNA-binding transcription factor activity, RNA polymerase II-specific; RNA polymerase II cis-regulatory region sequence-specific DNA binding. NCBI's taxonomy places the organism in Eukaryota, Metazoa, Chordata, Mammalia, Macroscelidea, Macroscelididae. The transcript has 2 exons. Gene Ontology annotation, cellular component: nucleus. Gene Ontology annotation, biological process: animal organ morphogenesis; regulation of transcription by RNA polymerase II. The record is from RefSeq and is a predicted model, not a curated record.